Cordyceps fumosorosea ARSEF 2679 is the source of this 1557-nucleotide messenger RNA. RefSeq names its product PALB protein. The record is from RefSeq and is a predicted model, not a curated record. Gene Ontology annotation, molecular function: calcium-dependent cysteine-type endopeptidase activity. The transcript has 3 exons. Gene Ontology annotation, biological process: proteolysis. NCBI's taxonomy places the organism in Eukaryota, Fungi, Ascomycota, Sordariomycetes, Hypocreales, Cordycipitaceae. Bases 1 to 1557 code for a protein of 518 amino acids.
AUGCUUACGGGCAAGCAUUCCGUGCUCUCUACCAUCAUCUAUCCAUUUGACCAUAACAGCGGCUAUCCCAGAAUUUCAGAAUCUGGAAAAUAUGUUUUCAGAAUGAACUUCAACGGCUGCUGGAGACGCGUUGUCGUAGAUGACCGACUACCAGCCUCGAAAACAAAUAGGACGCUCUUCGUGGUAGACAGACGGAACACACGACUCAUCUGGCCAGCACUACUAGAAAAGGCAUAUCUCAAAGUGCGUGGUGGCUACGACUUCCCAGGUAGCAACUCAGGUACCGACCUCUGGGUGCUUACAGGUUGGAUUCCCGAACAACUUUUCCUUCAAAGGGAAGACUUCGAUUUGAGCACAACCUGGAGGAGAAUCAAGGCCGCCCAUGAAACUCAGGACGUUGUCGUUACUCUCGGAACCGGCCGUAUUUCCGCAGAGGAGGAGGAGGUCAUGGGCUUGGUUGGGGAGCACGACUAUGCUGUGCUGGACAUGGAUUGUUCUGACGGGAUACGGAAACUACUGAUAAAGAAUCCAUGGUGCAACGGACCUGUUUGGACCGGUGCUGGUUGGUCCACGCCGCAACAAUCUCCGAGGGCGGGCAUGAGCCUGGAUGGAGAAACCGCUGGCCAGGAACCAGAGCUAUACCCCUCAGGCACACUGUGGGUGGCGUUUGAAGACGUGGCCCAGCAUUUCGAGUCCAUGUACUUGAACUGGAACCCAAAACUCUUCCCGCAUCGUCAAGACCGCCACUUCAGUUGGAGCACACCACCAAAGUACCUUGCCGCAUCACUGGUGCGCAAUGUCCAAUACUCUAUCAGCUGCCCUCGAGGUGGUCUCGUCUGGAUGUUGGUGAGUCGCCAUUUCGUUGAUCAAGAGCUGGUCAUUAUGCGGAAUCGUCGAGACUCCAUGGCCGCGGUUGCUGAGCAGCUUGGGUACAUGAGCAUCCUCAUCUUCGAAACCAACGGCAAACGUGUGCAGACGAGUGAAGGUCAUCUGUAUCGCGGCCCCUAUGUCGACUCCCCGCAAACCUUGGCUCGAUUGGAGACUGAGCCGGGCAAACAAUACACCAUCGUAUUGGACCAACAAGAACUGCCCCUAGAGAGCUAUAGAUUUACCCUCACCGUCUUCUCCGAGUUCCCUGUUGAAGUGCGCGAGGCGCAAGAGGAAAUGUCACAUUCCAAAGAGAUGAUAGAGGAGCGUAUGCGUGCCCCAAUCCAAGUUUCCUGGCUCACCCGAGGCAGUGUCUGCGUACGAAAUGUCAGUCCCAAAGGCUCGAGAGACGAGGUGGUGCGCCAGUCCUCUUCGCCCAUGAUCCGCGUCUACAUCGUGCAUGGUUGGGGUCCCCAGCAGCUCGUUAUUGCCGAGUCUGGCGACGGUGAGUUUGUCGAGUCCACAGCGGCGCUGCGAACACCAGAGUUUGAUCUCGAGCCGGAGCGGACGCACUCAGGACAAAUGUGGCUUGUUGUUGAGACGAUUGGGGUGCCCAAUGCCUUGGCAUCCCUCGAAAUGGACGUCUUCAGCGACUCUCCCGUCCAAGUUGGCCCAUGGCAGAGUUGGUAA